AUGGAUGAAGAUCACCCUAUUGGUCCAGUUGUGCAUGCUGACAGUCGCGUGCUGUUCUGCGGAACGUUCCCUCCCGUUAGGAAGAGCAUCCGCUUCUACUACCCAAACGCCAACAACGACAUGUGGAAGGUGCUCGGCCAUGUCUUCUAUGAUGAUGCCGAUGCUUUUUACACCUCCACUUAUGGCGCUUCCUCGCUAUUUCCAUCGCCGUCGAAGCUAUCAGGUUGCCACGCUGCCACUCGGGCACUGGAUGAGGCUCGUAUCUUGCGCUUUGCUGACUCUCAGCCUGUGGGUUUCUUCGAUAUGUGCCGACGAGUGCGCCGUCACCUUGGCACCUCGGCAGACGACAACAUCGAGGCGCUCGAGCGCACGGACGUUGUGAGGGACGUCCUCUCGCACACCCCUCACUGUGCAGGCAUCAUCACAACCGGCACGCUGGCACUCACGAUGCUCUUGGACGAUUUGUCAGCUCACGGAACGUUUCUCACGAGCAGUGAGACUCCUGUGGAGGCCGUCCUCAAGACGCGGCAGGGCAAGCGCAAGUACAGUAUUCCACCAAUAGGGGGGCAGCUGAAGUGGGUGCCAAGUGAGGCGUGCGGCUUUCGCAGUGCUGUCUGGAUUUAUCGAGGCCCGUCGACUUCACGGGCGCUGCCCCUCAAGCUUGAGGACAAGACGAGGCACUAUCGCCUCGCUGUUGCCGCGCAUCUUCCCCUUCCGCUGCUGAGCGCGCCCGCAUCUGUGGCGAGCAUGUAG
Leishmania mexicana MHOM/GT/2001/U1103 is the source of this 753-nucleotide messenger RNA. RefSeq lists its product as hypothetical. Bases 1 to 753 code for a protein of 250 amino acids. The record is from RefSeq and is a predicted model, not a curated record. NCBI's taxonomy places the organism in Eukaryota, Euglenozoa, Kinetoplastea, Trypanosomatida, Trypanosomatidae. The transcript has a single exon.